Brienomyrus brachyistius is the source of this 2021-nucleotide messenger RNA. It is a transcript of the gene paqr8, whose product is annotated as progestin and adipoQ receptor family member VIII. The transcript has 3 exons. Lineage: Eukaryota; Metazoa; Chordata; Actinopteri; Osteoglossiformes; Mormyridae. Gene Ontology annotation, molecular function: nuclear steroid receptor activity; steroid binding. Bases 622 to 1830 code for a protein of 402 amino acids. The record is from RefSeq and is a predicted model, not a curated record. Gene Ontology annotation, biological process: response to steroid hormone. Gene Ontology annotation, cellular component: plasma membrane.
AGAAAAUGGUUUCCUGGUCGUAGUACUGCUUUGGGAGUAUUUAAUGUACAACGUAACAGCAAAAAAAAAGUCCAAUAGGCGGCGUUCAUCACAUGCUUUGAUAAACAUGCUUUACCCAGGGAAACAAUGGACGUUAAGCGGCGAAUUUAAUUACCCACGCCAAAUUACUUGGUGUAGGUAAAGGGUCUGAAACCUAACAUGGUUGCUAUUUGAGGUAUUUGUUUUAACCUAAAGACAACCUGGAGAAAAAAAACCGAAGUAAUGUCAACUAUCCGCAAGCGUGUCAAGCAUAGGGGUUUGCCGGCAGUAAAAGAUUCCGUAGGGGUGUGGGAUGGUGUUCGCCGGCACUGAAUAGCGGGAUUAGACGAAGUGGAAAUUAACUAUAGGGCGGUACACGGUCUCCCCGGUUUCUACGCUCCUGGUCGGGUGUAAUAAUCCAAUAAAAACAUGUCGCGGCCCGAUUUUGGGAGGCAGACCGGUAAACCUCUGAAUUUGGUCUGUAAGGUUCGGAACAAUGUCGGUUUUCAAGAGACCUCAGAUACAGUAUCCAAUAAAUAUGGAUAAAUAUAAAACGAAAGUUGGUCCUAUAAUUCUUCAUUGUGGUGUUCAGACGUGUGGGAAAUGGGAGGCGAAUUAGGACAGAGCCGAACACCGGCAUGGGUGGGGUGCGCAGUCCUUCCGACAGGUGAGGUGCGACCCACUUCACACUCCAAGGCACCAGGUAGAGGUACGAGAAGAUACAGGUGGGGGGGGGGCAGUAUGUCUAGCGCAAUCGUGGAGCGGAUCAGCACCCUGUCACUGAGCGUGCAGCAGCUUGGCCGACUGCCCCGCGUUCUGGAUGCCCUGCCCUCCCUCCCCUCCCUGAGGGGCACCGUGCAGGCGUCCGAUGUGCCUGCACUCUUCCGUGAGCCGUACAUCCUGUCAGGCUACCGGCCCGCGGGCCAGGACUGGCACUGCUACCUCCUCAGCCUCUUCCAGUGGCACAACGAGUCGCUGAACGUGUGGACGCACCUUCUGGCCAUUCUGCCGCUGCUGCUGCGCUGCUGGGUCUCCGCCGGCACCUGGGGCGUGGGGGCGGUGGCCCCGGAUCCCGUCUCGCUGCCGCUGCUCCUCUUCGUGCUGUCAGCCAUCUCCUACCUGCUGUUCAGCACCGCCGCCCACCUGCUGCAGUCACGCUCCGAGCUGGCGCACUACGCACUCUUCUUCCUGGACUACGUGGGCGUCGGCUUGCACCAGUAUGGCUGUGCCCUGGCACACUAUUUUUACAGCGCAGAGCCGGCCUGGCACCAGAGCAUCGUGGGGGAGGUCUUCCUGCCCGCCACUGCCUUCCUUGCUUGGCUGUCUUGCAGCAGUUGCUGUUACGCCAAGCUCCGUUACCGCCGCCCGUACCCCUUGCAGAGGAAGAUCAUCCAGCUGAUCCCUGCUGGCAUGGAGUACCUGUUGGUCAUCAGUCCAGUGAUUCACCGCCUGGCCACGGGUUCCUGGAACGACCCGGCGCUGCCUUUCCAUGCUCUCCAGGUCGUCUUCUUCAUCCUGGCCGCCUUCUUCUACUCCUGCUCCCUGCCCGAGCGCCUCUUCCCGGGCCGCUGCGAUAUCGUGGGCCACGGCCACCAGAUCUUCCACGUCUUCCUGGUGCUGUGCACGCUCUGCCAGCAGGAGGCGCUGCUGGAGGACUUUGCUGCCCGCCGGGAGUCGGUGGUGCAGGUGCACGGCCAGGGCUACCUGCUUUUGGCCGCCGCCUCCUUCGGCGUGCUGAUGCUGUGCAGUGCGGUGACCGCAGUGCUCAUGUGCGCCGUGGUGCAGCGACGCUUGCAGUGGAAACAGGAGUGACAUCGCCCUGCAAAGGAGGACAUGCACAGAUUUAGUUUCCAAUGUGUUUAUAGUAAUUUAUGGGCUUAAUUUAUAAGACUAGGGCUUAAAUCACAGAUCAGUAUGUUUACCCCAAUCUCUGUUAUUGUUGUUUUAUUAUUAUUAUUAUUUUAUUAUUAUUAUUAUUAUUAUUAUUAUUAUUAUAUUAUGAA